AUGGUUUCUCCUAUAUCGCUCGCGGCCAGUCUUGGCCUGACUGGUGUUGUACUUGCCCGAGUGAGGGAGUUUGUGAGCACUGUGCAAGGAUUCGAUAUCUCGCACUGGCAAACCAGUGUCGACUUCCAGGCUGCAUACAACGAUGGUAGCCGGUUCGUGAUUAUCAAGGCCACAGAGGGUAGAGCUACCACAGAUCCUAAGUACUAUGAUUACCUCAACGACGCUGCCAGUGUUGGCUUCGUCCACGGUGCCUACCACUUCGCGAGGCCCGGCUCCAGUAAUGGGAGCACGCAGGCCACGUUCUUUCUUGCAAACGGCGGACGCUGGACUGCAGAUGGCAUGACCCUGCCUGGAAUGUUGGACAUCGAGAACAAUCCUUCAGGCCCUCAAUGUUACGGACUUUCGCAGUCCGAUAUGGUUUCCUGGAUCGUAGAUUUUGUCGAUACCUACUCUGGUGACACUGACAGAUUUCCGAUGAUCUACACGACGAACAACUUCUGGACGACUUGUACAGGAAACUACAGCGGCUUUGGGCAUCAUUGCCCUUUGGUGCUGGCAAGAUAUGCGGCUUCGCCUGGCCCUGUCCCCGGAGACUGGCAAUCGUAUACUAUAUGGCAGAACUCCAACUGGUAUCCAUAUGGGGAGGAUUCGGACAUCUUCAACGGGGACGAAGCGGCUCUUCUUGACUUGGCCUCUGGGACCAGAACUGGCACAUUCGACUCUGGAAACCUUCCGGGAAUGACGGUACAGGAAGUGGUCCGUAAUGAAGAGAAGGACCCUUCCCGUCUGCAUUGGCCAAGCGUCUUCAACGUUAUGCUGACCACCGACUCGUUCCCAGGGACGUCUAACACGGUGGACGACCCUUGGUCUGAAUCGACCUCUGUUACUUUCAGAGAUGGCAGCGUGUCACUUCUGUGCCUUUGCAGUACGGGAGGGGCGACCCAGACGACUCUCCCCUGGCGUCUGGCCAACACAAUAACUGUGCAUAACGCGUACAUGAGACACGGCACGAGGCCUGACCCUGUCACAGGACAAAACGUUGAUUUCUUUGCUGGCGUUGGUGCUGGCGGGGCGCACAUGGUAGGCGACUCUGAUGAUGGACACAUGGAUAUAUCAUGUCCAGCUGGUUGCGUAUCAUGGUGGUCCUACGGCAAACUGGUUGCUGGCCGUGACAGCAAUUUGGAGGUCGUUAUACCGCCUCCAGGAGGCCUUUACAGAACCAUUACUGGGCCUAAUGGAGACUGCGGGCUGGUGCGAUGGGCGCACAUUGCAUCGGUACGACUUCACCAUCAGACUUUCGCUGCACCGCCGGUGGUCGGGAAUGCGUAUAUGCCGGCGGUCCUUGCAUCGUCUUGUUUUCACUACUCCCAGAGGAGCCAGGGUACUCAAUUACCGCAGCGUGCGCGGCCGCGUUCUACACAGACGAGAGCGCUGGCGCUGCAGGGUCUUGCAUAG
Messenger RNA from Westerdykella ornata, 1455 nucleotides. Its product is annotated as glycoside hydrolase. Gene Ontology annotation, biological process: carbohydrate catabolic process; cell wall macromolecule catabolic process; peptidoglycan catabolic process. The record is from RefSeq and is a predicted model, not a curated record. The transcript is spliced from 2 exons. Gene Ontology annotation, molecular function: lysozyme activity. Lineage: Eukaryota; Fungi; Ascomycota; Dothideomycetes; Pleosporales; Sporormiaceae. The coding region runs from base 1 to 1455 and encodes 484 amino acids.